This is a messenger RNA of Aspergillus tanneri, 1659 nucleotides long. Its product is annotated as transcription factor domain-containing protein. Lineage: Eukaryota; Fungi; Ascomycota; Eurotiomycetes; Eurotiales; Aspergillaceae. Gene Ontology annotation, molecular function: DNA binding; zinc ion binding. Gene Ontology annotation, biological process: DNA-templated transcription. The record is from RefSeq and is a predicted model, not a curated record. The transcript is spliced from 5 exons. Gene Ontology annotation, cellular component: nucleus. Bases 1 to 1659 code for a protein of 552 amino acids.
AUGCUAAGAACUAAUGCAUAUUGUCAAGUACCACCAGCCGGUGGCGUCACACUUCAAGAGCCCGAGAUCGUCCUUUCUCCGUUAGCCUCCCUCCCCACUCCUGCGGACCCUGCCUUUCCUGAGCAGUCUCUCCGUGGAGUUCCGCCGCAGGACGCUGACACUAGCCCUUCGUGUUCGAGCUACCUGCAUUUCUCCUUACCCCAGGAGGAAUACCUCAUUGAGAGCUUCUUUGAUAUUGCCCAGGAUGCGAAUCCUAUCUUUUCGAAAGAACGGUUUCUCCGCCGCUAUCGGAGCUCGCUUUGCAGCCAAGAUCUCAUCUCGGCCAUGGCCAUCAUUGGUGCAAAACUGACCCAGUUUGCCAUGAACGAUGACGGAUCAAGUAUAGAUGCCGGGCUGGACUCACUCCUCAGCUCAAGCCUGCUAGAAGAUGACCUGAUUGGAGACGCUCCAUCCCUUGAUCAGUUCCGCAAAGCCUAUGUACUGGCCUUCUACGAGUUCCAUCAAUUCCCAGGACACCACUCCUGGCUGCGUAUUGGUAGGUUAACGCGCAUGGCCUAUCGUAUCGGCCUAGACCGACUUGAUCAUAUCCGCGCGCUCUAUCCCGACUGGAGCACGGUUAGCAAUGAAGAUAUCCAAGAAUGGCGAGCGCUAUGGUGGCGUAUCUACCGACUCGACACAUACUCCAAUCUCGCCUCCGGAACACCGUAUCUAAUUGACGAUGCGGCCAUCAAUAUCUUCUUUAACGUCAGUCAAGCAAAGGCUGCCUCCCGGGGAAUAUUCCUGCCUCCUAACUCGGACGGUCUAUCUGAACUCCUUCCUGCCAUCACAUCAGACCCGGAGACCUUGCUAAACAACAUUCACAACAUCACCGUCGCCACCAUGCGCCAGGCCGGUCUGGUCAUCCGCAUGCACCUGCUGCGAUGGCAAGAGGGGAUAGUGGCACAUGUCGCCAACGUCGAGCGACAGCUAACUACACUUCGUCUUGCCCUUCCGCGGGGCUGGCUCAACCCCCGACGCAAUGCGUUCGCAAACAAGACGCCCAUCGACCACCAUGCAAGGCUAAUCACUGUCUUCCAUCUGCGGAUGGCACAAUUGCUCCUUUCAGUCGUGGACUGCGGUCAACGACGAGCAGAUGACUGGCAUUCAAGCUGGCAGCGCGUUCUUGAGACGUGUCAGGACAUUGCCUCACUGGCUGGUCAAUGGGAUAGUACAUUCUGCCUCACUGUGGACCCGGCAAUCACGUUUACCAUUUUCACGACGCUUAUCUUCCUUGAUCUUCAUAGAAAGUCGAGGACAGUGCCACAUAAUAGUCUCUACUCUAGUAUCGACCAUGACGUCACUGUUCUUCAUUUACAACUCAGGCAUUUUGGAAACAUCUGGACGCAGGCGAGGCUGCUUACCUUGUCGUUCGAAAGCUUCAGUGAAUCCGUGUCUGGGCCGCUUUCCUACAAUCAUCUUGCUUUGAUCCUGUCGCGCUUCGAGGCGCCGCUGCAUCCAAGGUUUGUCCGUGGUAUCCCCAAUGAGCGGCUCAGAGCUCGAUCUUUCCAAUGCGACAAAGUCGAAUGGUCAUCCUCUGACUCCGACCCCUCCAUCUUUAACCUCUACCCCCUCAACCAGGACAAGAUCCCAAGCAUGAACCUGGAAACCGCGCGCGUCUAA